AUGUAAAUAAGUUACACAAUAUUGUGUGCUUCCAGAACAAUUGGUAAGUUGGGCUGGCAAUCCAGGCGAAAAUUGACUAAAACAUUCAGCUGUAAAUAAAUCAUGCAAGCUUCACAUUCCAUGUUAGUAGCACUGUAUAUGCUUGGGAGGUUAACUUUUAAUGGAGCAUUUUUACUGUUAUAUCUAUAUACUGCAGAGGUAGCUCCGACAGUUACCCGUGGAUUCUUUAUUAGCCUCUGUUUUGGUGCUGGUAGAAUCGGCUCCAUGUCAUCCUCAUAUAUUGGAGAUUUAGGACUAUUGCUUGAUACGAAGUUUGGACGUGCCUUACCAACUAUUAUAUUUGGUGCUUUUGGACUAGCAGCUGGUAAACCCUGCGUUUUUUUGCCUGAAACCAAGGACACCUUCUUACCAGAUACUGUUGAAGAUGCUGUGAAGUUGGGAAGGGUUGUUAAUAAUAAUGAAGUCAAAGAAGAUAUAGAGGAAAGAUCACACGAUGAUGACCAAAAUGAUUUCGAGCUUCUUGAAAAAAAAAGAAACCAUGACAACAAAAUAUAACAGUAUAAAAUGCAAUAAAAUAUUUUUCUUUUAAAGAAAUACAUAUGAUUGUUCCUUUCUGUAAAGUAUUGAGAUUGGAUUUUACAGAUAACUGUAUAUUCAGUUUUUUGUCCAUUUCAGCUUGUGUUUUACGAACUGAUUUAAUGUGCAACCUACAUUUAAACCUGCAACAGUAAAAAAAAGUAUUGUGGAAUUAGCGAUGACAUGUGAUCCGACUUUUGUGAACAAUAAAAUUGCUACUAUUAUGCUGGUUGAUAAGUUUGUCACAUCUGCUCAUAUUAUACUGUGUGAACUCAAUAAGUUCUUGCUCGAUACAAAA
Molecule: messenger RNA, 874 nt
Organism: Mytilus trossulus (common blue mussel)
Lineage: Eukaryota; Metazoa; Mollusca; Bivalvia; Mytilida; Mytilidae
Product: organic cation transporter protein-like
Exons: 4
Coding region: 103-555 (150 amino acids)
Source: RefSeq, a predicted model, not a curated record